Molecule: messenger RNA, 2210 nt
Organism: Lipotes vexillifer (Yangtze River dolphin)
Lineage: Eukaryota; Metazoa; Chordata; Mammalia; Artiodactyla; Lipotidae
Gene: DEPTOR
Product: DEP domain containing MTOR interacting protein
Exons: 9
Coding region: 128-1357 (409 amino acids)
Biological process (GO): intracellular signal transduction; positive regulation of GTPase activity; G protein-coupled receptor signaling pathway
Cellular component (GO): plasma membrane
Molecular function (GO): GTPase activator activity; guanyl-nucleotide exchange factor activity; protein binding
Source: RefSeq, a predicted model, not a curated record
AAUCGUGUCUGAACUACGGGACGGCCCCUAACAAAGAUGGCGGGGGAGGCCUCAGUGAGGGCAGGCUGAUUUAAUACCCGAACCCGCGGCGGACAGCGAAGACAGAGGUAGCGGCGCAGCCCCGACCAUGGAGGAGGGCAACAGCGCUGGCAGCGGUGGCAGCGACAGCAGCACCAGCGGGAGUGGCGGGGCGCAGCAAAGGGAGCUGGAGCGCAUGGCUGAGGUCCUGGUCACCGGAGAGCAGCUACGGCUCAGGCUGCAUGAAGAAAAGGUUAUUAAAGAUAGGCGACAUCAUCUCAAAACCUACCCAAACUGUUUUGUUGCGAAAGAACUGAUUGACUGGCUGAUUGAACACAAAGAGGCUUCUGACAGAGAGACGGCAAUUAAACUCAUGCAGAAAUUAGCAGACCGGGGCAUUAUUCAUCACGUGUGUGAUGAGCAUAAGGAAUUCAAGGAUGUCAAACUCUUCUAUCGCUUUAGAAAGGAUGAUGGCACCUUCCCAUUGGACAACGAAGUGAAGGCCUUCGUGAGAGGACAGAGGCUGUAUGAGAAGCUGAUGAGCCCUGAAAACACACUCCUGCAGCCCAGGGAAGAGGAAGGGGUCAAGUAUGAGCGCACCUUCAUGGCGUCUGAGUUCCUGGAUUGGCUGGUUCAGGAGGGUGAGGCCACCACAAGGAAAGAGGCGGAACAGCUUUGCCACCGGCUUAUGGAGCACAGCAUCAUACAGCACGUGUCCAACAAGCACCCGUUUGUGGACAGCAAUCUUCUCUACCAGUUCAGAAUGAACUUCCGGCGGAGGCGAAGACUGAUGGAGCUGCUCAAUGAAAAAUCCCCCUCCUCCCAGGAAACUCAUGACAGCCCCUUCUGCCUGAGGAAGCAGAGCCAUGACAAUCGGAAAUCUACCAGUUUUAUGUCAGUCAGCCCCAGCAAGGAGGUCAAGAUCGUGUCUGCCAUGCGGAGAAGCAGCAUGAGCAGCUGCGGCGGCAGCAGCUAUUUCAGCGGCAGCCCCCCCGCCAGCGGCAGCCCCCCCGUGCUCUGCAACCCCAAGUCUGUGUUAAAAAGACCCGUCACUUCUGAGGAACUCCUGACUCCCGGGGCUCCGUAUGCGAGGAAGACAUUCACGAUUGUUGGUGACGCAGUAGGCUGGGGCUUUGUGGUGCGAGGCAGUAAGCCAUGCCACAUCCAGGCCGUGGAUCCCAGUGGCCCAGCAGCCGCUGCAGGAAUGAAGGUCUGUCAGUUCGUCGUCUCUGUAAAUGGGCUUAACGUACUGCAUGUUGACUACCGGACGGUGAGCAACCUGAUUCUGACGGGCCCACGGACGAUUGUGAUGGAGGUCAUGGAGGAGUUAGAGUGCUGAGAGGGCAGCCCUCCCAGCCCAUCCCGUGGCCUGCGGAGGAUCAAAGGCAGAACAACACAAAGCUCUGCAAUGACAAGACUUCUGUAUACCUGGAUGGCUUUGGACAUACAGAUCUUUUCUCCGUACAUACACAUCUUAAUUUGAGUUUCACACACUGUUUCCCUGUUGAAUGUGGAAGAACCGGGUAAUACAUCUUUUUAAAAAAAAAAACAACAAAAAAAGACUUACGUCAAUGUAGAGUUUGAGAAACAGAAUUUUUUUUUUACAUAGUAGCAUUGCCUUACUCAAUUUCCAUUUGCAGUUCUCAUCCAUUGUUUUAUAUCUUAGUUUGCAGAAAGUUGCUGAAAUGCUUCUCUGGCCAAAACAGCGAUGUGCUAAAAUCCCCUUCACAGUAGUCAAUAAAGUAGUUUUAACAGACUUUAAGUUGUACUGUCACCAAAUGAGCAUGGAACUGUUUAUUAGAGGAUCUAGAUUUCACCAAAUUUCAAAUUAAAACAACAUCCAAAGGAAUAGUACUUGUUAAUUAGCAUUUUGAAGAUUCUAAAUCAUUCAGUGCUUAAAAGCCAUCAAAUUUUUGACUUUUUCUUAAUUCCUGCCUUUAGUAUCAACUUUUCACUUAAUAUGUGUUUUCAGUUAUGGCGUUGGUCAAAAACCAAAAACCUUAUAAUGGUAUGGGUGGGGUAGAUAGGGAGAUAACUACUUAAAACUAUGUGCUCUGUUUUCUCUUUCUGAGCCUAUUUUGUUCUAUCAGUCAGCAACAGCAGCUUUCUAGAAAUAAUCCUGAAUAUGUUGAAUGUCGAAACAGACAAGUUUGUAUAUACACACGUAAUUCAAAAUCACGCCUCUGGCAAGA